AUGACCUACGUCUCAAAUGAUCCCAGUUACUGGCCGGAUAUCAAUUUAGAUAUUUUUGUCAGCUAUUGGACAGUUGCCGCGGGCGUCGUGGUGGUAUACAAUUGGGUCUUAACACUCGGACAAGAGAUUGAACUCAUCUGGUAUGUCUCAUACGCUGUAUUCCAUUUUUCUGACCGGCGGGACACAGAAAUUAUGCCAUCAGUAUUGCUGACAGAUGCAGGGUGUGUGGCCUUGACUGCCAUGUUGGGCGUGAUCAUGAUUGCUCGGUUGCAUGCCAUGUAUCAGGGAUCUAGAAAGAUGCUCAUAUUCCUUGUUAUUAUCUUCCUGGCUGUAAACAUCGCCUGCGGGGUGAUCGCGGUAAUAGUACUGAAGGAUACUGUAGGGGUUUGGAUUGCUGUGAAACACUUCCGUGAGCUGCGACGACUCGGCCCAUCGACAGGAUCGACCAUCGGGGACUGUUUCACAGUGCUCAUACAAUCCCACGCUUUUUAUUUUGCAAGCUUUGUUGGUGUCUCUUGCCUCCAGCUUGCUAAUAUCUCUCCAGAAAUCUGGAAUUUAAGUUCUAUUGGAGUUUCGAUACUCGGCGGUGCUGUUCAAAUUUUAUUGGUCGUGCAGCUGUUUGUGCUGGGACCACGGCUCAUCCUUAGCGUUCGUGAAUACCACGCCAAACUCGUGGCAUACUCGGACGCGGAAACUAGUAUGAAUUUGAUUGUUUUCCAGGAGCAUGUACAUGUAUCGACUAGCAGUACUGUGUAG
Suillus discolor is the source of this 756-nucleotide messenger RNA. RefSeq lists its product as uncharacterized. NCBI's taxonomy places the organism in Eukaryota, Fungi, Basidiomycota, Agaricomycetes, Boletales, Suillaceae. The coding region runs from base 1 to 756 and encodes 251 amino acids. The record is from RefSeq and is a predicted model, not a curated record. The transcript is spliced from 12 exons.